Molecule: messenger RNA, 1598 nt
Organism: Lactuca sativa (garden lettuce)
Lineage: Eukaryota; Viridiplantae; Streptophyta; Magnoliopsida; Asterales; Asteraceae
Product: ATP-citrate synthase alpha chain protein 2
Biological process (GO): succinyl-CoA metabolic process; tricarboxylic acid cycle
Cellular component (GO): succinate-CoA ligase complex
Molecular function (GO): succinate-CoA ligase (ADP-forming) activity
Source: RefSeq, a predicted model, not a curated record
AUAAAUAUAAUUGAAAAAUAAAUAAAAAGCCACCAAAUUCAACUAUAAAUUGUUAAGUGGUAGUUCAACAUUCUCAGAGUAUCCGUUGCAUUGCAUCUUUCAACCAACAACAACAAAACACACACACACACACCCUUUUCUAUCAUCUCUCACCGGGUUUUAGGGCAACAGAAAUGGCACGCAAGAAGAUCCGAGAGUAUGAUUCCAAGAGGUUGGUGAAGGAGCAUUAUAAGAGGAUUUCUGGUUCUGAACUGCCCAUCAAAUCUGCACAGGUUACAGAAUCAACCGACUUCAAUGAGCUUGUAGAGAGGGAACCAUGGUUAUCUUCAUCCAAACUGGUUGUGAAACCCGACAUGUUGUUUGGAAAGCGUGGCAAGAGUGGACUUGUUGCCCUGAAUCUUGAUUUGGCUCAAGUUGCUGAAUUCGUAAAGGAGCGACUCGGGAAAGAGGUUGUAAUGGGAGGAUGCCAAGGACCCAUAACCACAUUCAUUGUUGAACCAUUUGUUCCACAUAACGAAGAGUUCUAUAUCAACAUUGUUUCUGAGAGAUUAGGGUGUAGCAUCAGCUUCUCAGAAUGUGGAGGAAUUGACAUUGAAGAAAAUUGGGACAAAGUGAAGACAAUCUUUUUACCAACAGGGGUAUCUUUAAAUCAAGAAAUAUGUGCUCCACUUGUUGCCACUCUCCCAUUGGAAUUCAAAUCUGUAAUCGAGCAGUUCAUCACACACAUAUAUUCCCUAUUCAUAGAUCUUGAUUUCACUUUCCUAGAAAUGAAUCCGUUCACAUUGGUAGAUGGAAAGGCUUAUCCUCUUGAUAUGAGAGGCGAGCUUGAUGAUACUGCUGCUUUCAAGAACUUCAAAAAGUGGGGCAGUAUCGAAUUCCCAAUGCCCUUUGGAAGAGUUAUGAGUGCUACUGAAAGCUUUAUUCAUGGACUUGACGAAAAGACCAGUGCAUCUUUGAAGUUCACUGUUCUUAACCCAAAAGGGCGAAUCUGGACCAUGGUGGCUGGUGGUGGUGCUAGUGUCAUCUAUGCAGAUACAGUUGGAGAUCUUGGUUAUGCUUCUGAGCUUGGAAACUAUGCAGAAUACAGUGGUGCACCCAAUGAAGAGGAAGUUCUGCAAUAUGCUCGAGUUGUGAUUGAUUGUGCAACUGCUGAUCCUGAUGGUCAAAGGAGGGCACUUGUGGUGGGAGGUGGAAUCGCAAACUUCACUGAUGUUGCAGCCACCUUCAAUGGCAUCAUUCGUGCGAUGAAAGAGAAGGUAGCUAAGUUGAAAGCUGCAAACAUGCACAUCUAUGUGCGAAGAGGAGGUCCAAAUUACCAAAGAGGGCUUGCAAGAAUGCGUGCACUUGGAGCUGAACUUGGUAUCCCCAUUGAGGUGUAUGGGCCUGAGGCAACGAUGACAGGAAUAUGCAAACAAGCAAUUGAAUGCAUAUCGGUUUCUGCUUAAAUUUGGUGGAUCUGAUUGGACUCUUUUAGCAUAUGUUUCAUCAAAAAUGUUAAAAUCUUGGAAUUUAUACGUUAAUAAUAAGAGUGUUGUAAGUUGAAUAUUAUGAUUUGUAUCUUUGGGUUAAGUGUAUGGUGAUGCCUUUGCUCAUCUCUA